Arabis nemorensis is the source of this 723-nucleotide messenger RNA. Lineage: Eukaryota; Viridiplantae; Streptophyta; Magnoliopsida; Brassicales; Brassicaceae. The record is from the annotation of a GenBank genome assembly.
AUGGUUCCAACAGACAAUGGUGACAACAACUACUUCGCAUGCCCAAGCUCCACUGACUACGUCAUCACGUUUUGUCCUUCCUUCACUCCUAUCCCCACCAGACGCAAGAGCCAAGUGAUCGAUCCUUUAACAAAUAAAACAAAAAAUGAAACUCUUGAGUCCUCCAAGGAAACUACAACAAGAGCAAAACAUAAUUCUCAAUUGAAGUUAAAAGUCAUACUCGGAGUCUCAACAGCUUUUGUUGUGAUGAUCAUUAUUGUUGUGAUUGCGGUAGCGAUGAGAGCAAAGAAUGCGAAAAGAAAGAGUGAUUGGAACGGAAAGAACAUUGAAGCAGUUUUAAUGAAAUUGUUACCCGAUGGAAGUGGUCGAGAUGUUGCAGUGAAGAUCUUGAAGGAGUUAAAAGGAAAUGGAGAAGAAUUCAUCAAUGAAGUAGCUAGCAUGAGUAGAACAUCUCAUGUUAAUAUCGUUUCUCUUCUUGGAUUUUGCCAUGAAGGAAGCAAAAGAGCUAUAAUCUAUGAGUUUAUGUUGAAUGGAUCACUUGACAAAUUUAUUUCCGAGAAUAUGUCAACAAAGAUGGAAUGGAAUGCUUUAUACAACAUUGCGGAAGGUGUUGCUCGCGGACUAGAGUACUUGCACAACCGUUGUGUAUCGAGAAUUGUGCAUUUUGAUUUAAAGCCACAAAACAUACUUAUGGACGAAGAUUUCAGAUUUCGGUCGUGCUAA